CGGGCACCGGUAAGCAGUCUCCCCAAACCCAAACGCCGCGACUACAGCAACCAGCCAACCAUGGCCAGGCCUCCUCCGCUGAAACUCCCGUGCGACCGCCCGCUGCCGUAUCUGCACGACAGCCUCAUCGAUGAGAUCCUCCUCCGCGUCCCGCCGCACGACCCUGGGCGCCUCGUUCGCUGCUCGGCCGUCUGCAAGCUCUGGCGCCGCCACCUCACUGACCCCAACUUCCUUGGCCGCUACCGCGCGUUCCACAGGGUGCCUCCCAUGCUAGGCUUCCUCUUCAACCUAGCCGAUGGUUGCUUCGUUGUGCGGUUCGUCCGCACCACCUCCUUCCGCCCUCGUACCCUCGACCACGCCGGUUGCUACGUGCGCGACGCCCGCCACGGUCGCAUCCUCUUCUGCAACAUCAUCAGCGAGAAGAGAGGAUUUCACCUCUUCGUAUGGAGCCCCGUCACGGAUGAGCGGUGGGGGCUGUACAUACCGUUCCCGUUCUACCAUUUCGUGGCGGCUGUGGCGGUGCUCUGCGCUAAGGCCGCGCGCGAAGGGGGCUGUGACUGCGACCACCUCAACUGCCACAGCGGGCCCUUCCUCGUCGCAUUUGUUGCCACCGACGAAGAUGGGGUGACGUGUGGCUGCGUCUACUCCUCGGAGACCGGCGCCUAUAGCAUCAUGACCUGUGCUCAACACCCCAAUGGUACCGAGGACAUGGACACAUUGGAUCCCGUCGUGCUUGUGGGAAAUAGGAUCUACUUCCCCGCUGGACAGAGCAAGACCAUCGUGGAGUACGACUUGGGUCGCCAGAAACUCGCAUUUCUCGAGCCGCCGCCGUUACCGCACCAAGGUCACGGUAUCCUCAUGCCGGCAAUGGGAGGUGGUCUGGGGUUCGCCAGCGUGCGGGAGUCCUGCCUCUACAUGUGGUCGAGAGAGACCGGUUCUGAUAGAACUGCGGCGAUAUGGACGCAGAGCAGGGUAUUGGAACUCAACACACUGCCCGAUUGCGAAACUGCGCUUGGCUUCAGGGAGAGCUUGAUGGGGGAAGAUGUAGCUGUGGUUGGCUUUGCGGUGGGCCUCGACGUCAUCUUCUUGAGGACAGAUGUUGGCGUCUUCACGAUUAACCGGGAGUCAGGCCAAGUCAAGAAGAUGACCAGCAUAAGGCCCGACCUCGUCUUUCCUUACAUGAGCUUCUAUACUCCAGAUCAUGCUACGGGCUGACCACCAGUGCCAUGAUGAGAACACUGGGAUCCAUUCAUUCCAUGACGAUGAACCUUCAGUCGGUGCAUUGCCUUAUGGCAGACACAUGAUGCUUUAAGUGCUUCGUUUUUAGUUGAGUAUAUAAGCAAGCGAAGAGUCAGUGAUCGUGGCAAUUAGUUGUCUCCACUCCUGUUGAAUCCUUAGGACCUGGACUGAAAUCUGUGUCAGGUUAACAUUCAGAUUUUAUAAAUUCUUUGCAUAUGCUUGGCUAGGGAACUUGUGGAACUGAUACAUAAAUCCACCCUUUUUCCUGCAGUG
Molecule: messenger RNA, 1512 nt
Organism: Zea mays
Lineage: Eukaryota; Viridiplantae; Streptophyta; Magnoliopsida; Poales; Poaceae
Exons: 2
Coding region: 61-1215 (384 amino acids)
Molecular function (GO): protein binding
Source: RefSeq, marked validated